GGGUGGAGCGUGUGCCUGCAGGGUGUUGAUGGGGAACUGGAGGGCCUGGAAGGCUGACUCCGUGCUCCCCGAGGUAGGCUCCUCGAGGCUCUGAGGCCUGAGGAUAGCGUACUAGAAAACAUCUCGAAGGAAGCCUGGAAAGUGCCUAGUGGGGAGGUGAGGUCAAAGCCGCAGUGUCUGAGAUGGUCUCUGUUUACUACACCGUUCAGAAUGGGCCCCCAGCCUCAGGCAUCUAGUGAGGGGCUGCUGGGGGCCCUAGGAAAGCCACCUCGUGUGAAAUGGCCUGGAACUGAUCAGUGGUGGUGCUGACCUGCCACACAGGCUACAAGAUGGUCAGCGCUGUGGUCCGGGUGGGAAGGUGGUCACCGACUCCAGGAUACCAAUAGAACAAGGGCUGUGGCUAAGAAGGGGUUAAUGAUUUCCCCAGCACCAAGGACAGUGCCACCCACGGAGGUGCUGGAGGGUUUUGAUGGUCUCCAUCGGAGUGUCACCGCUCCAGCUGCUGGGACUGGCAAUGUGUAUGAUGGUUAGGGUUGGGUGCAGCCAGGCACUCGCACCCAUAGCUUGGCUGCUUGGGGCAGCAUCUGUGCCAAGUGUGUGGGCUUCUGUGACUGACUUGGGUCCCUACCUACACUGGUGUUGGAGAAGAAUGAAGGACUGAACAUUCUAUGUGGAGUCACUGUUCUUUCUGAAUCGUCCUUACUGGAGCCCAGACGUGCAAGCUAUGAUUCCAAGGGGCUGGUGAUUGCAUUCGGAAGUGCCCAUGACAGAGCUGGUGUCCUCCAGGGGAGGGUCCCCUACAGGGGAGGAGGGUCUAGGGGACGACCACGGCCUGGUUAUCCACCACCCGGCAGAGGAACAGCCCCACCGCUGCCCCCUGUGCGGGCAGACCUUCUCCCAGCAGCCCAGCCUGGUGCGGCACCAGAAGGCGCACGUGGGGGCGGGCCGCGCGGCCGCCUUCGUGUGUCCCGAGUGCGGCAAGGCCUUCAGCGUCAAACACAACCUGGAGGUGCACCAGCGCACACACACCGGCGAGCGGCCCUUCCCCUGUCCCGAGUGCGGCCGCUGCUUCAGCCUCAAGCAGAACCUGCUCACGCACCAGCGCAUCCACAGCGGCGAGAAGCCGCACCAGUGCGCGCAGUGCGGCCGCUGCUUCCGCGAGCCGCGCUUCCUGCUCAACCAUCAGCGCACCCACGCGCGCAUGCCCACGCCGCACCCGCGCCGUCCCGGGGUCUUCGGGGAGCGGCGACCCUACUUCUGCCCCCGCUGCGGCAAGAGCUUCGCGCGUGAGGGCUCGCUCAAGACCCACCAGCGCAGCCACGGCCACGGGCCUGAGAGCCAGGCGGCCCCUUUAAGCCGUGUGCUAUGACCUGUGGGAGACCCGCUGCCAUCAGCUGCCUCAGAUCCCGGAGUCACAUCCAGGGGUGCUGAGUUGCGGUCCCCUCUCUGGAUGGGCUCCUGGGGGAGGGGCAGGGCCGGAUUGGGGUGUUAAAGGGGCUUAGGCCACUCCCUUUCUUUUUCUCCCCCCUGGCUGGCUGCAUGCAUCUGCUUUGGGCACUGGCGUUGGUUUGCCUCUUCCGGCUCCUGCUGCCUAGAGCAGCAUGUCAGCCUUGGAAGCGACUUGGAGAGGGCCACUUUCCACAGCUCCCAGACCCAAGCUUUGUCCACAAAGCCUCAGCCUCCUGCACCCACUGUCUGGUGGCCUUGAGAAACCAUUUCACACCAUGUCUCAGUUUGCUUAUCGUACCAAGUGGACAGGAUCUCAUGGCCCAGGAUGUGCAGGGCACACCUGGGCAUGGAGACUUAAAAUGAAGUCGCAUGGGGGCCUGGCAUCUGGGCAUGAGGACAUAUCUCCUCAGAAGACUAACCUGAAGAUGUCCUGUUUUGGUAGAAACUGGAAUUAGAGAGAGAUUCUGCACCGUGGUGGAAAACUCCCUAGAUCUGACUUGAGUCACAGCUGGACGAGCCUCCUUUCGGCUUCCUGACCCUAGACCUCGACACGGGUGUGUAGAUACCUGAGUCUCUGACACCUCUCUGUAUGGAGAGCUGGUUUCUCUUCCAGCCUGGCCCACCACUUGGUUGAAGGGCAGGGACAAGAAGCGACUGGCUUGCCCUAUUGCAGCAAGUUGAUGGCAGCCUGGCUUCAGAGGCAAAACUUCCCUUAAGAUGUGAACAGCACCUGAAGGCUUCUGUGCACUUGCUGAACUAGAAAGGUUCUAGUUGAGUCCCCAACUAGACUGUGAGCUCCCUGAGGGCAAGGGGUUGUCAUUUCUUCUUCACCCCCUAUUGAGUCUAGCACAGGGCUGGGAUCCCAGCUCUCAAGAAGACAGUUGUCAACAGGCUGAUGAAACAAGUGCUGGAGGUUGUCGGGGGAGGGGGUGGAGAGUGUGUGUAAGGGGAGAAUACACAUGGGUUAGCUAGGUUGAGUUGGGUUGUGGGCUGACUCCUUGGAUCCAUAAUGGAUGCUCAAGGCCUCUUGAGGGGCACUUGAGGGGCAAGUGUCUUUUUACAACCUGAUGGAGGCUAUGGACCUUCUCCUAGGAGAACGCACAUACACAUGUAGCUCUCACAAUGCCAAGGAGUUUCAGGAGCAUCAGGAUUCCAGACUAAAGACCUCAGCCCUGGGAUUUCAUGUGCCAUCCUGUCCUUACUCCAUACAAGUGUGUCUCUCUCCUCCUGGUCUCCUCUUGUUUGGGAAUAAAGAAUGCUGAGGCUGAGCCCCUUUCAGUCCAUCCAUCCCUUCUUCACAGUCUUAAAGGUACACCAGACUUGUGGAACCUGACUUCCACCCCAGACAUUGCCAAGGCUCCCGGGCUUGGUUCCUUUUUUCCUUUUUGUGUCUGUCAGGCUGUGACAUUUUGCAAUGGAGCCCUCAGCUUAGUCAUGGCUCUACUUCACUGUGGAGUCUCAAGGUGAGGUUGGACUGCUGAAUGGAUGGUAAAUCAUUUUCUCUGUCUAUUCCAGGGAGAAAGAAUCCUGCUUCCAUUACCCACAUGCACCUGUUAGGCCUCCUGGCUGGCCAGGUGUUCAGUUCCAGGCAGGUGUCACCUGGGACAGUGAGAAUAGAGAGGCAACAGAGCCCAGCACAUGGUGCUUGUGGGUCUAAGCAGUGGGAGAUGCCAGUGGAGGAGUUGUGUGUGUCCCUAAAUGAGCAGAGGUACAAAUAGGGGUGUGGGUCUUGGCCCACUGCUGAUCAAGGACUCAUAUCUUCACAUGUAAGCAGGUCAUUUGGGAGCCCACAAAUGUUUCCUCCUUUCCUAGAGUGAACCACUGUUUAGGAAAAGAGAGUGCUCUUCCCUACCAGGGCUUGGUAGGAACCUGUGGAUUCCUGACCUGUCUGUAUCCCCCAUGCAGUUUGGGUUAUUGAUUCUUACUGAACCCCUAUGCCUUAUUCUGUGGUCACUGAGUACUCAAAGAGAUCUGAGAAAGGGGAGGUGCUCCCCAUCCCCAGGAGCUUCCAUGGUCCCCCUUUCCCUGGCUAACUUAGAGGAGCCCUUAGCAUGGCCCUCAGUUAAUUGCCCAGCUUGUCUCUUCCCUGCUGUAACUGGACCAUGUCUUCCCCUGUAUUGCUCUGAAAUGUUCUUCCCCACCCUCAGCCCUCCCUUAUUCACCAGAGCUAGGCUCCCAGCCCAGGCUCCUUUGUAAGAGUACUCACAUUAACACAAGGUGGCUCCCUAGAUUGUUAUGUGCUGUUUAGUCCUGUGCUUGUCUCUUCUGUAUGUGUGUGUAUAUGUGCUGUGUGUACUCAUGAGUCCCCAACUAGACUGUGAGCUCCCUGAGGGCAAGGGGCUGUCAUUUCUUCUUCACCCCUUAUUGAGUCCAGCACAGAGCUGAAAUCCCAGCUCUCAAAAAGACAGUUGUCAACAGGCUGAUGAAACAAAUGCUGGAGGUUUUCGGCGGGGGUGGUGGGGUAGGAGAUUGUGUUCAAGGGGAAAGUACACAUGGGUUAGCUAGGUUGAGUUAGGUUGUGGGCUGACUCCUUGGAUCCAUAAUGGAUGCUCAAGGCCUCUGUUCCUUGCAUACUGGAGUUGGUAGGAGCAGGAGGGACACCCUACCAGACACAACACACACAUCAUGGCUACAUAGGAGUGCAGAUGAGAGGAUGUCCAGGCUGGCUGUUCCUGGAGGCCCCUGACAUGAAAUGAAUGUCACUCAAAUAAAUGUUCUCUACAACAGUC
This is a messenger RNA of Meriones unguiculatus (Mongolian gerbil), 4178 nucleotides long. Its product is annotated as zinc finger and SCAN domain-containing protein 2. The record is from RefSeq and is a predicted model, not a curated record. The transcript has 4 exons. Gene Ontology annotation, molecular function: RNA polymerase II cis-regulatory region sequence-specific DNA binding; DNA-binding transcription factor activity, RNA polymerase II-specific. Lineage: Eukaryota; Metazoa; Chordata; Mammalia; Rodentia; Muridae. The coding region runs from base 764 to 1369 and encodes 201 amino acids. Gene Ontology annotation, biological process: regulation of transcription by RNA polymerase II.